AUGCCCCGUCACAAGGCUAAUUGCACAUUGGCCGCCGCUUCGCACUUCAGUGCGUCUCGUCGAGCUUUUUUGGCCCAGGAGGAAAUCUCGGAAUUCGGAGCGACAAACGGGCUGAGAAGCCGACUGGCCAAAUUUGCCUUGGACGCAGCUUCAUUUCUCCACCUCGUACGCCCAUCCGCCCUCUUACUCGACCUCGUCAACAUCAUGUCGCUCUUUGGACUUGGAGGCGGCUCUUCGCCUGCCGCAAGCAAUGCAGCUGUGAGCUCGGCUCAGAUCGAGGCUGCUACCGCCGAACUCGAGAUGGUCACCGACGUCUUCAACCGCCUCGUCUCGUCGUGCCACGCCAAGUGCAUCUCCACAAGAUACGCCGAGCCCGACCUCAACAAGGGCGAAAGCAUCUGCAUCGACCGCUGCGUCAGCAAGUUCUUCGCUGUCAACGGAAAGGUCAACGAGCUCAUGCAGUCCAUGGGCCAAGCCGCGCAGGGCGGUGCUCCCAGCGGUGGAGGAUCCUUCUUUGGAUGA
This is a messenger RNA of Moesziomyces antarcticus, 522 nucleotides long. Its product is annotated as protein transporter. The transcript has 3 exons. Gene Ontology annotation, biological process: protein insertion into mitochondrial inner membrane. Bases 1 to 522 code for a protein of 173 amino acids. The record is from RefSeq and is a predicted model, not a curated record. Lineage: Eukaryota; Fungi; Basidiomycota; Ustilaginomycetes; Ustilaginales; Ustilaginaceae. Gene Ontology annotation, cellular component: mitochondrial inner membrane.